Cynoglossus semilaevis (tongue sole) is the source of this 7039-nucleotide messenger RNA. Its product is annotated as PH domain leucine-rich repeat-containing protein phosphatase 1-like. Gene Ontology annotation, cellular component: cytoplasm. Gene Ontology annotation, molecular function: protein binding. The transcript is spliced from 17 exons. The coding region runs from base 330 to 5444 and encodes 1704 amino acids. The record is from RefSeq and is a predicted model, not a curated record. Lineage: Eukaryota; Metazoa; Chordata; Actinopteri; Pleuronectiformes; Cynoglossidae.
CCCCGCCCUGCCCGCCGUAUACCGCUGACCGUCGCUGUCUUGCGGUUUGUAACAGUAGCAGUCGCGCCUUCUCGUGGAAGCUUCCACGGAGAGGGAUUAGAACCGCCUUUUCGUGCGUUGACCAGCUGGUUAGCUCUCGUCAGAGAGUUGACGGGUGUGUUAUCAGGCGGAAUUAUGUAGCGGAGAAACUCUUUUGGGCGAACUGCGCAGCACUAUAGCAUGCUAAGCUAAGCUGGAGGAAGGAACGGACCAACGGCCGAGCUAACGCGGGGCUAAAGUGCUCACCUGCGGGCUUUGAUUAAGUCUUGACGUCGCCCUGAGCUAACGUGAUGGGAAGUGUAAGAGAAAACGGGACCGGGGCGGUUUCAACGCCGCCACCGCCUCUGGAUUCUGCCAGCGACGGCAACUUCGCCAAAUCCGAUGGAUUUACAAUGCUUUCCACUGGAAAGAGACCCUCCAUCGGGGAGGAUGACGGAGGAGUCGCAGCGGAGGCGAAACUCUUUGGGAAGGGACUGGCGGCCACCUCCCUUCUCCAGAUCGCGAUAAGGAACGGUAUAUAUCAAAACCAGGUUGCCAACGCCAUCGGCGGCGCUGCCAAAAAUAUGAACAUGACCACGGGGAAAACAGCCAACCUUUAUAAUCUUACAUCGGUAAACAGCAGCAGCAGCACUUCUGUCAACUCUCUGCUCGGCAAGAGGCGGCACAGGCAUAAGAGGAAUUUGUCGCUGGGGGCUCCUCCGACCAGCUCCACCUCUGCCGGCGGCUCCACUGCCGAGGCGGCCAACACGGCAUCGCCGCUAAGUACCCUCAGCCUGGACAGAAGGACUUUUCUACGGCAGAAGCAGUCAAAGCAGCUGCAGGCCUCCGAUAAGACCUGGGUACGAUCGGACCAUCGGCGGGGCUGCAUUCACGUCCACGACUGGCUCACGCCCUCCUACCCACGCCCUGUGCUUUGCACUGUAGACACCACUGCUACAGAGGUGGCCUGUAAACUGGAGGGGAGCAAAGCAGGGUCAGUGCUGCGAGUAAGUGGUAAAAGUGCAGCCACAGUUGAUUUAAACGAUAAUUGCAAAGACUUAAAUGGACAUUCGGUUGAUAGUAACAGUCCGGAUGGCAGGAACGACAAAGAAGACGAGAACAUAAAACAGUAUUAUCCUGACACUAAACUGUCUACUAACCUGCUGGAUGAUAAAACUGCAAGCAACUCUUCAUCUGAAGUAUAUCUGACUGAUAUUGGGGUGGACUUGAGUGUGCCAGACUGUUACGGGGUCUACUCAGGUUCAGACAUAGAGAGCAGCACCUGUGAGGACUUCAGUCCAGGUGGACCCAGAAGUACAGAGCACCGAGACUCCCUCAGUGAUGGGCUGGGUUUGGGCACUGACUCUUCAGUUUUAAGCACAAACUGUGACAGUGCCACUGAAGACCCUGACCCCUUUGAGAGCUCCUCAGAUGAAGUGGAUCUUGCCUCUUCUCCCACACACUCAAAUGGUGAUUCUGCUCCCAACAGUGUUUCCAGCCACGUGUCAGGACAGCAUGAAGACACUAAACUCAUCACUGGGGUUAACACAGAUACCCCUGAUUUAACAAAACCUGCCGCCAAAUGCUUCAGCAGCUCUCAGUCGCGGCCUCUGACCAGCCAAGCAUCUGUCCAGUCUGACCCUGAGAUCCCAGAGGAAAGCAAGGGAUGGACAGAGCCCAUCAAUAUCACUCCAACCCCAGCCCUCUUUGUCCAGCUGCAUGGUGGAGCAGUGCGACGGCUGGGAGAUGAUGAGAGGCCUCUGCAGAUAUUGAAUGAAUACCUUAACACUAUGGGCUAUGAAGAUGCUUGGAGGGUGCAAGAAGAGGGAAUGAACCCAGAAAUAGGUUGCCUGAUCCGCUUCUAUUUCGGUAAACCUCGCAGCGUUGGUGGCUCCGACCGUGUCCUGUUGUCGGGCGUGUUCAAUGUCCGCAAAGGGAAACUGGCACUGCCGGUGAACCGAUGGUCCAGGCGUCAGGUCACACUGAGCGGAACUUGCCUCAUUGUCUCUUCUGUGAAACAUGCCCACACUGGCAAGAUGCACAUCCUCCCUCUCAUUGGAGGAAAGGUGGAGGAGGUGAAGAGGCACAGCCACUGUCUGGCCUUCACCUCAGCCGGUCCUCAGGGUCAGACCUACUACAUCAGCUACGACUCCUACACCGAGCAUCUGCGAUGGCACAGAAUGGCAUCAAAGAUUGCAUCACAGAGAGUGAACUCAGUCGACCUGUCCUGCUGCAGCCUGGAGGAGCUGCCUGCUCAGCUCUUCUACAGCCAGGACCUCACCCACCUCAAUCUCAAAAACAACUUCAUGUCCCCACACAGAGGUGUCCCAGCACUCACCAGGUUUUGUAAACUGAGAAGCCUUAGUCUGUCAAAUAACGCGCUGUCCGAGUUUCCUUUGGCCUUGUGUGACAUCACCUCGCUCAGUGAGCUCAACUUAUCAGGAAAUCUUCUCUCAUCUCUACCUGCAGAAGUAGGAACCAUGCACAAUCUGCAGACUCUUCUCCUGGACGGUAACUCACUGACCACUCUGCCCGUGGAGCUGGGCUCUCUGGAGGGUCUGUCCUACCUCGGCCUGUCCUUCAACUCCUUCGGCAGCAUACCGACGCUCCUGGAGAGACUGAAAGGCAUGGAGAGACUGUGUCUGGCAGGGAACCAGCUCUCUGUCCUGGACAUGGUGGGACUGCAGUGGCUGUCAGUUCACCACAUAGAUUUGAGAUUGAACCAACUUCAAAAGGUGACAUUGGGGGACUCGGAGCACCUGGACCAUAUCGUCCACUUGGACCUGAGGGACACUGGUCUUCGGGAACUGGACGUCAGGACUCUCAGUAGGCUGGAGGUUCUCCGCUGUGACCGAAACAACCUAUCUGUUCUCCGAGUGGGCGGUCCCACCCUCAAAGGCCUUCAUGUGGCCCAUAAUGAAUUGACGGAGCUGGAGGUUGAGCCAGCGCCAGAGAAUCUGACCGUUUUGGACUUGUCCUGGAACAAGCUGGGCUGUGUGCCCGCCUGGGUGUGUGACAGCAGCAAACUGGAGGUGUUGGACGUUAGUCAUAACUCUGUUUCUGAGCUUCCCAUACAGCUGCUGUCCAGUGGGAGCUUGAGAAAACUGCUGGCAGGCUGGAACGGAGUGUGUCAGCUGGCUGAGAGGCUGGAGAGAUCACAGCUAGAGGUUCUUGAUCUUCAGCACAACUAUCUGACCGAGCUCCCACACAACCUCUUCAUGAAGGCACAGAGCUUGCGGUAUUUGAAUGUUUCGGCCAAUAAGCUGGAGAGCCUUCCUGCUGCCAGCCUAUCAGAGGACAGCUUCAGCAGCCUGCAGGAGCUCUACGCCACCAAUAAUAGCUUGAACGAUAAGUGUGUUCCUCUGCUGACAGCCCACAGCCUCCUCAGGGUUCUUCACCUCGCCUACAACCAGCUGCAGACCUUCACAGCUAGUAAACUGGCUCGACUGGAGCAGCUGGAGGAGCUGGACCUGAGUGGCAACCGACUGAGAGCUGUGCCCACCACCAUCCUCAGCUGUCAGCGUUUACACACACUCUCAGCCCACUCCAACUGCAUCAAUGCCUUCCCAGAGGUUUUGCAGCUUCCUGAGAUCAAAUGUGUAGACCUGAGCUGCAAUGAGCUGACCGAGGUGACUCUGCCAGAGACGCUCCCUCCAAAGCUACAGGAACUGGACCUCACAGGAAAUCCUCGCCUCAACCUGGACCACAAGAGCCUGGAGCUCCUUAAUAAUAUCCGUUGUUUCAGAGUGGAUCCAUCACCAUCUGCUACAAGUGGGAGUGAGAGUCAUGGGGCCCCUGCAGUGUGGAGCCACGGUUACACUGAGGCCUCCGGAGUCAAAAACAAGCUGUGUGUGGCGGCUCUGGCUCUGGACAGUUUCUGUGGGACUCGUGAAGCUCUGUACGGCGUUUUCGACGGAGACAGGAAUGUGGAGGUGCCUUACUUGCUGCAGUGCACCAUGGGAGAUGUCCUAGCAGAAGAGCUGCACAGGAGCCAGAUGCAGGAAGAUUACAUGACCAACACCUUCCUCACCAUGCAAAGGAAACUGGGCACAGCAGGGCAGAGGAUGGGAGGCUCUGCAGCUUUGUGCCACAUCAGACACGGCCCUGUGGCUCCUGGCGAACACGGAGGCUGCUUUACACUCAAGGCUGCCAACGUUGGCAGGUGUCAGGCUGUUCUGUGCCGAGACGGCAGAGCCAUGCAACUGUCCACAACACACACUGUCAAAGAAGUGUCAGAGUACCAGAGGGUGAGACAGCAUAAUGCCGUCAUCACUGAGGACAACAAAGUAAGUGGUGUAACUGACUCCACCAGGAUUAUGGGGUACUCCUUCCUGUGCCCGUCUGUGACCUCUAAACCCCACAUCUCUACGGUGAUGCUUACGCCUCAGGAUGAGUUCUUUGUCCUCGGCAGCAGAGGACUGUGGGACAUGUUGUCUCCGAGUGAAGCAGUCGACGCAAUCAGGAAUGUCCCGGAUGCUCUGGCUGCAGCUAAAAAGCUGGUAACUCUGGCCCAAAGCUAUGGCUGCUCCGACAGCCUAAGUGCUGUCGUAGUCCAACUCAACAUCACUGAAGACUGUUGCUGCUUCUGUGAGCCACCGCCACCGCCCCCCAGCCCCGGCUUGGGACCACACACCAGCACCCAUCAUUACUCAGCAAGUGCUGACAGCACUAUACCACUACCAGCAGCCUCCUCGGGAACAGUAAGUGAGCUAAGUAGUGAGUUCAGCACAUCAGAAAUGAGUAGCGAGGUGGGAUCCACGGCAUCGUCAGAGGAACCGCCACCUCAGACUGAAGCCUUAAUGUCUCACCUCAAUCUGCCGAGUCGAGCUGUCAGAAGACCUGCCUGUGGAGGAGGAAGCUUCCAGAGGCAGUUCUCUGGGGCGUUGUCUGACAAUGGCCUAGACAGUGAGGAUGAGGAGCCCAUCGCUGGCGUCUUCUCAAAUGGCAGCCGCGUUGAGGUGGAGGCUGACGUUCACUGUCUGUACCGUCACGAAUGCCCGGCACCUCAAACACACACUCAGCCAGGACCAAGCAUCCCGUCUGCCGCCGCCUUUUUUCACGAGCCAUCACCAUCUCCUCUUUCCUCUCAGACUCCUUCUCCAGUCCCUCCGUCCUCCCCCUAUCUUAGCGGGGAGACCCGGUCUGGGACGCUGGGCCGCCGAGCUCGUGCCAAUGGCUCUGUAGCCUGUCAAGCUAGGAACCAGGAUCUGAUCGAGGAGGCAGCCGACGCUCCCGUCAGGAAGCAGGGAGGUUACUUCAAUGCUCCAGCACAGCCAGACCCCGACGACCAGCUGAUCAUUCCCCCAGAGCUGGAGGAAGAAGUUAGGCAGAUUAUCCAGCAGCAGCAGCAGGAGCAGAUGCAGACACACACCCAGCAAGCACACAGCUACCAGAAACCUGCAGAUUAUUUUGUUACACCCCUUUAACUCUGGAUCCUGUCCUCCCUGUGAGAGUGUGGACGCACAAACAGCCAUGAUGCUCGACAUGGUGCUCAUUUUUACCUCUCUGUUCAAAAAGAUGCUAAAUAAUAGGCCUGUUACACCUGCAAGUGAUGAGGACGCUGUUGCAUUUGAACAAGAAAUCCAGCUCUUAUUAACACGUAGCACUAGUCUUUUGAGUUCAGCCAUUACAUGCUGAGUUGAUCUGUUGUUUGGGAGUGCAGUCUACAAGUUGACUCAACAUAUGAUUACAAGUGCUAUGCAACAUGAGCCACUUAUUUACAAGACACCACAGUGUGUGCUUCCUUUAGGAACCUGCUCAUUAACAAGUCUGUCAAACCCACCUCUUGAACAGUGCUUCAUGUUAUGUUACACUUGUAAUAAUAUUUUGCUGAAGUUGAGAGACGAAGAGCACAAUUGGAAGUCUGCAAAAAGCACAAAAUAACUCUCUGCACCCACCAGCUUUGUAACUAUUAAGCUGCAUUCUCAACAGUAGAAAACCUCUGACCUUUUUUUUUUUUUUUCCUGAGAGUACUCUGAACAGCAAUGCCAUGUGUUGAAUACAACCACAUUUCUCCUUUAAACUCUGGCCACUAGGGCUCUGAUGCAGCUAUAGUUUGUGCAGCAGAAAGUGACUGCAAAAUAAUAAGAGCCAAGAAGAGAAUGUUUGUUUUGGGGUAAGCACAAUUUACAAAGAGCUUCUUCUAUUUUUUUAUAAGAUUUGGAUGUUCUGCAACAACCAACCGUAACAUAAGACUGUGACACAGCUACGAGUCCUGGAUACAUGUUCAGACUCAGGCGUCGUCUGUGAUUCUGAUGCUGUUUAUAUACAUAAACCGACAGUAAGCUGUUGCUGCUGCUGCUAAAGUGUCUUCUUUUGGGAGAAUAAAAAAAAAAUUCCUCCUCAUUGGAAUUUUGGACAGGGUUUUGACAACAUGGGUGCAGCCCUACCUCCCAGUAUCCUGAACAUUCACACAGACCAGUGAGACUUUUGGUUACAGAUUUUUAUUAUUAUUAUUAAUAUUAUUUACUUUAUUUUCUACUGCUAACGCUAAGGCCACCUUUGAAAUACGAUGCAAAAAGUUUUCUAACACUUCACGUUGACUAAAUCUUCAUUCAUCAUCAUAUCUUAAUUUUUCCAGAAGCACUUUGAAUGCUUUUCUAUCAGACUCUCCAGUGUCCAAUGGUACUGAGUGGAGAUUUUUUUUGGACCAUUUUGUUUUCUUGUGUUGAGGCAGCCUUAGUGUCCAUGCAGAGUGGUGGCCUUGCAGUUUGUCGGAGUUAGUGAAACUGUUGAACUAACUCUGAGGAGUUACUUAAUACUUAACGAGUGACUUAGUCACUGAAGCGUACUAAUAUUCUCUGAGAGAAAAGAUUAUUUUGGACGGCUGACUUUUUCCAGGUUUGUGUUGUCGUUGGCUGUGCAGAAUUCAGAGUGACGCUGCAGUGGUGAGUAAAUGGAUCCGUCACUUCAUGACCAGCUUGGUGAAUGUUCUCUGAACAGUGUUACACACUUCUUUACAAUGGCAAAUCGCACAACAGAGCUACUUUUGCUAUAUAAUAAAUUAAAAGUUUCCAGAUAA